Molecule: messenger RNA, 1284 nt
Organism: Pseudoliparis swirei
Lineage: Eukaryota; Metazoa; Chordata; Actinopteri; Perciformes; Liparidae
Product: elongation of very long chain fatty acids protein 4-like
Exons: 8
Coding region: 307-1098 (263 amino acids)
Biological process (GO): fatty acid elongation, saturated fatty acid; fatty acid elongation, polyunsaturated fatty acid; fatty acid elongation, monounsaturated fatty acid
Cellular component (GO): endoplasmic reticulum membrane
Molecular function (GO): fatty acid elongase activity
Source: RefSeq, a predicted model, not a curated record
GGAAGUGAUUCAAAUCAGUUCUCGGUACUUUUUCUCCACUGUCUUUCAAAGUUACUCAGAUGGAAGACAACUCGCCAUUGUAGCUAUCCACGUGCGGUAGUUUUCGGUCUACCGGGUUUAAUUAACUCAAUCGGUUUCUGGUGCGGCUGGUCGCUCCAAUCGACCUUCAUUCAUUCAUCGUUGGACGAAAAUCUGGAUUUGGCCCCGGCGCGUGCUGCAAGGUGAAUUUUGCUAAUAGGCCACGCAUUUUCCAGCUAGUGUUCACUGAAGUCCACCGUCGAAAGGCCGGUUUCGAGGUUUGCGACCAUGGCUUCUGCGUGGCAAAGCGUCUUAUCUGUGCACCAGAUACUCGUAGAAAACGGAGACAAAAGGGCGGACCAGUGGCCGCUGGUCUACUCCCCCGUCCCCAUCACACUCAUCUUCCUGGUGUACCUCUGUGUGGUCUGGGCCGGCCCUCGUCUGAUGAAACACAGAGAACCCUUUGACCUCAAAAUCUUUCUCGUUGUUUACAACUUCGCCAUGGUCGGCCUGUCGGCCUACAUGUUCUACGAGUUCGUGGUCACAUCCUGGCUCUCGAACUACAGCUUCCUGUGUCAGCCUGUGGACUACAGCGACAGCCCCCUGGCAGUGAGGAUGGCCAAAGCCUGCUGGUGGUUCUUCUUCUCCAAGGUCCUGGAGCUCAUGGACACGAUGUUCUUCAUCCUGAGGAAGAAGAACAGCCAGCUGACGUACCUUCACGUUUACCACCACGGCCCCCUGAUGUUCAACUGGUGGGCGGGCAUCAAGUAUGUGCCCGGUGGACAGUCGUUUUUCAUCUGCACGGUGAACACCUUCAUUCACCUCGUGAUGUAUUCCUACUACGGCCUGGCUGCGCUCGGCCCUCACAUGCAGAAGUACCUGUGGUGGAAGAGAUACCUCACCUCUCUGCAGCUGGUGCAGCUUUUUCUGUUCCUCCUGCACUCCGGCUACAACCUGUUCACAGACUGCGACUUCCCCGACUCCAUGAACGCGGCGGUGUUUAUUUACUGCGUUGUUCUCGUCGUCCUCUUCAGCAACUUCUAUUAUCAUAGCUACCUCAGCAAGAAGAAGCAGAAAUAAGAGUAUUGUGCCUGAGGGUUUUUGUUCAGUGUCACCAGUUCUCCACCAGGGGGCGCAGCGUGCCCACCGUCUGAAUGUUCUCCUGGUGCCGAGUGACAGGCAUGUACAACUAAUGUGAACGAUUUGAGUUCUUUCUGCGUUUUCUUUGUAUUUUAUAUAAAGUGUCACAUACAUGGUUUGAAAAGA